AUGGCCACCAUAGCCUUCAAUGACAGCUCCGACGCACCUCCCUCGUAUGAUGUGUCCGUAUCAAAAGAUUCCAUCCGGUCUAAACAAUCGGUAUUUUCAUUCCUACAAUUCAAGCGUAAAGCUUCUGUUCUAUCUCUCAUCCAUCAAAUUGUCUCUUCUCCUGGUUUCGGUGUUGCCUCUGUCGCCCCGAUUAUCAAAUCCUGCGCUGCUGCUCUCCCAGCAGCAAAGUUCUCAAAGCUGCUCCAAAAACGCAAUAUCGAGAACCACACGGCGCUGUAUUGGGCGAUUGUAAACAACCGGCGAGAAGCCCUUCUGGAGUUUGUUAAAUUCAUUCCAAAAUUCUCACGUGCUUGUUCUGCCGACUUGCGUCUUGCAUGUAUGGCAGCAAACGACCAUGAUUCAUUUAUGCUACUGCAUUUGGGAGACAAUGAGGUUGAUUCCAAGGAUAGGUCUUUGAGACGCAUGUUGGGUUGUCCGCGAGAUAACAUUCAAGUCCGUGAAGGGGAUACCCUGGGCGUGGACGGUAACGAAAACAACUUCUUUGUUCAUUUUGUCUUCAGGAUGUUCCAGAAGCGUCUGCGUACUGCACGGGAAUUGGAAGUAGAAUUUGUUGCCCAGGGACGUAUAUGGGUGUUACGCUUUGGUAUGCAUACGCUGACAGGAGAUUGGUUUGUUGAGUUUGGUAUUUCUCGAGAGAGCUCAGCAGUGCGCCCAAAUGCUGUACUUGACAUUCAGGCCAACAAACCGUCACCUGGCUCCGAUACCAUGCAACCUCUACACCUCCAUAUGCGUACAUCACACAUUCUACUACCUGGGGGGUAG
This is a messenger RNA of Suillus plorans, 822 nucleotides long. RefSeq lists its product as uncharacterized. The transcript is spliced from 3 exons. NCBI's taxonomy places the organism in Eukaryota, Fungi, Basidiomycota, Agaricomycetes, Boletales, Suillaceae. The coding region runs from base 1 to 822 and encodes 273 amino acids. The record is from RefSeq and is a predicted model, not a curated record.